Salvelinus namaycush (lake trout) is the source of this 1852-nucleotide messenger RNA. RefSeq names its product ankyrin repeat and SOCS box protein 15-like. Bases 1 to 1842 code for a protein of 613 amino acids. Gene Ontology annotation, molecular function: protein binding. NCBI's taxonomy places the organism in Eukaryota, Metazoa, Chordata, Actinopteri, Salmoniformes, Salmonidae. Gene Ontology annotation, biological process: intracellular signal transduction. The transcript has 11 exons. The record is from RefSeq and is a predicted model, not a curated record.
AUGGAGGACGUCGAUAGAUGUGAGGAGGCGCUUAUUGAGUAUGCCAUUCGAGAGAGUAUUCGAGAUGUAUCAAUAGACAGGUAUUCAGAAAAUGGAGAGGAUUACAUUCAUGUAUUAUUCGCACAUCCCACAAUAACUUUGUCACCGCUCCCUGACUUUGUUUACCCAUAUCUCAACAGCAUGCCAACAGUCAGUGGUGACUAUCUGAGGAUAGUGACUGCCAUUGAGCAAGGUGAUGUGUGUACCCUGCAGGAGCUGUCUGGGUUGCAGGCUUUCACAGAGAGGGACAGCAGAGGGUGGCUUCCCCUACACAGAGCCGUCGUGCAGUCCCAGGAACAGGUCUUGGAUCAGGUCCUGCUGGCUUCCUGUGAUGGGACUGUGGAUGAUGUGACUGCAGACGGGGACACAGCGUUGAUUCUGGCUGCUCAGGAGGGUCUGCUGGAGAAUGUCAGGACUCUACUGCAGCAUGGAGCGUCUCCACACAAAACCAACAGCCUGAAUGAGUCCCCACUGCUGCUUGCGGUGAGACAGGGAUCAUAUGACAUGGUGUCCACUCUGAUCAAUUGUGGGGCCUUCGUGGAACAGGUGUGUCUGAAGAAGUGGAUGGCCAUUCACGAGGCAGCCAAGGUGGGCUGCAGUGCCAUCCUGGUGCUUCUGCUGAGACAUGGGGCCAAGGUGUCAGCUGUAGAUGGGCACAAUGUCACCCCGCUGGGCAUCGCAGCAUCGUACGCCCAUGCCGAGGUCCUGGAUAUACUCAUAAAGAACGGUGGCGACGUGAACGCCCAGGCAUAUAACGGAGACACUGUUCUGUACGAUGCAGCCGGCUCAGGGAACCUGGACUGCAUAUACCUCCUCCUGCAAGCUGGAGCCAACCCUAACAUUGCCAGUCUAGCCUGCCAGCUGCCCAUACACAGAGCUGCCUAUGAGGGACACAUCCUUGCUCUGAGGACCUUCAUCCCCAUCACCACUAAGAGGGCCAUCCGUCUGUCUGGCCAGAGCCCAGUCCACUCUGCAGCAGAUGGCGGCCAUGUUGACUGUCUGGAGCUGCUCAUAGAGAAAGGCUUCGAUGUCAACGCUCAGCUGGACGUACACAUCUCAGAGAGCUACGGGGACAUGAGGCGGAGUCCACUGUACUUCGCCGUAUCCAACAGUGAUGUCACCUGCACAGAGAUGCUGCUGGCCGCCGGGGCCAAAACUGACAUGGACCCGCUACACUGCUUCCUGGUGGCUGUACGCGCUGGGAGGUAUGAGCUGGUGCGUCUGCUAUUGUCCAGGGGUGCCGAAGUCAACUGCUACUUCAGAAUGAUCAGUGACACACUGUUUCCCACCGCGUUGCAGUACUGUCUCAGAGAUCACAAGAUUCUGCGCCUGCUGCUCAACAACGACUACGACGUAGACAAGUGCUUCCUGUGUAACCAUGGCAACAGACAGGAUAUGGACUGCGACUCCUGGGUCGACUACCAACAUAACCAUAGAAGAACUUUAUUUUAUAACCAGGACUACAGAGCCUCGUUCUGUGAAAUCAUCUCCCUGUCGUCGGUGGUCAACCUGGCGGGGAGUGUGGUACAGAUGCUUCUGGACUACGUCAGACACCCACGUAUCUGCCCCAACCUCCUACGGGUCCUGGAGAAACAGAAAGAGUGGCCAGACAUCUGUGGCAUUCUGGACAACCCGCGGUCCCUGCAGCACCAGUGUCGUUUGGUCAUUAGGAGACAGAUGACCCCUAGAAGACUGAAUGACCCUCAGGUCAUGGCUGCCGUCCCGUUCCCCCCGACACUCAAACACUACCUCACCUACAGGGAGUACGACGAGUAUGGUGGGUUGGAAGCCUCACAGUCAUAACUGGACUAUA